Molecule: messenger RNA, 2454 nt
Organism: Leptosomus discolor (cuckoo roller)
Lineage: Eukaryota; Metazoa; Chordata; Aves; Leptosomiformes; Leptosomidae
Source: RefSeq, a predicted model, not a curated record
AUGGAGGAAACCACCAGCACCGCAAUCUUUUUAUUUUCCAGCCGCAUAUUUAAUAAGAGUGAUGAUGACCUAUCGAACACAAAAUGUAUGCCUGAAACUCUCUCUCUAACCCCUAUUGAUGAAGAGUAUCUCACUAUCAGCUCAACGUCUGUGACCUCACUUUCACGGGGAGGAAGCUCCGAGACACUCUCCACAACCACGGUGACCCCACAGCCACAUGUUUGUGGUCCCUUUUCAUCAUCCCUGACUGCUAGAGAGACACAUGACAGUGACAAUGAAUGGGAAGACUUGGAAGAACUAGAGGAAGAGAAGAAAGAAAAGGAAGAUUGCACUAGGGAAAUGGAGAUCUUUGUGACUUUGACAAAGUCAGAGAACAACAGUUAUGGAUUCUCUGUAGUUUUUAACAAAGUGGACACCUGCCUGUAUGUUGAUGAAAUCUUGAAUGAGCCUGCCCUAUCUGAUGGAAGACUAAGAAGGGGAGACAGAAUCAUUAUGGUGAAUGGAAUUGAUGUCACAUCUUUACCAUGCAAUGAAGUCCUGACUUUACUGCAAAGCUCUCCUCCUGAUCUGCAUCUUGUGGUUGGUCGUGCUGACAGUGAUCCACGUCCCUGUAUUAGGCCAGAUGAGAUUCCUGAAAUUACUCUCACAAAAGGUGCCAAUGGACAGCUAGGCUUGAAGCUGACAGGAGGAGCUGGAAGCAAGUUACAAGGUAUUUAUGUGCUAGAGAUAGUGCCUGGCUCUCCUGCCAGUGUGGAAGGCAGUUUGCAGCCACGAGAUCAGAUUGUUUACAUCUGUGGACUGUGGACUGAGGGCAUUAGCCUGGAUGAUGCAGUGAGAGUGUGUGAAGCUGCCACCCAGAAUGUCCAAAUCAAAGCUACAAGAAAUGGCAAUCCAGUGGUUCCUAUAGAGCAGGAAAAUAAGAAACAUUUGGAGGAAACAAACCAUGGUGCUCAGCCAAACACUCCCGAUUCUCCAGAAUGUAAGGACUUCAUUAUUAAGAUUGAACUGGAAAAAGCGGAAAAUGGAAGCCUAGGAUUUGCACUGGUAGGUGGAAGAAAUGGCAGGGCUAUCCUAAUAAAAGCCAUCAGCCCGGAUAGCAUUGCAGAUCUAGAUGGAAGGCUUCAAGUUGGUGACAUCUUACUUAAGGUGAAUGAGACUUUUGUGUCUGGCCUGCCACGCCAGACAGUUAUAGAUUUGCUGCGGAAGGCUCGAGGCACUGUUCAACUCACUGUCUGCCGAAGCAUGGCUUUGCAUUUGGCUUAUUCAGGCAAUCAGAGCAACACUAUGCCUUCCCCCCACAACACAAAAGCAGAACCUGGCAGUGCUGAGGGAAGACUGCGAGCUCAGCCUGUUCUCACUUUCAAGGAAGAAGAAGAAUCCAACCAGCUGUGCACCAAGGAUCCAGAAAGUACACACAAUUCACCUCUGCGAGGCCAGCUGGCUGGACAAGACUAUAAGGAUAUCUUUCAUAACAUUUCAAAGAGGUCACAGAAAUAUGCAGAAUGUGAAGGCUGCAGAAGAGAGAGUCAGCAGUCUGAGUCAGACAGCUGGAAUGAUGAAGAUGACGAUAUGCCCCACAGGAUUUCUGUUCUACCUAGAAGCAGAACCUUUGCUUCUGGAGACGAACUUACUCAGUUAAUUAACUUUAAACCAUCACUGACUGGAGUAGAUCCAAGGAUUGGCAUCUCAGGUCUUAUUCAAGGUCUUCAGUUGCAGAUUGAGAAUCAAGAGGUGUUAAAGGAGUUUAUGGCUUUAGAACAUGUGAAACCAACAGACGACUGCAGAACUGGCAAAGCACUGGAAAACCAGCAUAAAAAUAGAUACCGAGACAUCCUUCCAUAUGAUAAGACACGAGUUCCUCUGGGAGAAAAGAAUGGCUACAUUAAUGCAAGUUACAUUAGAAUGAAAGUUGGAGAAGAGGAACAUUUCUAUAUUAUAACCCAAGGGCCUCUUCCUUCCACUAUCGCUGAUUUCUGGCAAAUGGUCUGGGAGAGCGAAUCAGAUGUGAUUGCCAUGAUGACAAAAGAAGUGGAGCUAGGGCAAGUCAAGUGUCAUCGAUACUGGCCUGAACCUCCCCAUGACUCUAUAGACCUGGCUAAUUUUCGUCUCAGGCUAGACAGCUACCGGAUUCUGGGAUACUUCAUCAUUAGAACAAUAGAAAUGAUCAAUAAGCAGACAGAAGAGAAGCGCAUUAUAAGUCAUUUGCAGUUUACCACUUGGCCGGACAACAAUACUCCAAAACUGGCUGAGCAGCUUGUAAAAUUUAUUUGUUACAUGAGAAAAGCUCACAGUACAGGACCUAUUGUUGCUCACUGCAGCACUGGCAUUGGAAGAAGUGGAGUUUUGCUGUGUGUUGAAGUUCUGCUCAGCUAUAUAGAAAAACAUUUAUGUUUCAACAUCAAGCAGAUAGUGAGAGAUUUGAGAGAUCAGCGUUCUGGCAUGAUCCAAACUAAG